GAACGUUCGGGGAAAGCUAACAUGGAUUAUACUGGGGACAUUAAUGAUGUUUACAACAUGCUCACAGGAAAUACAGGAAAUGAGCACGAAAAUCAUGUAUUGGUUGGUGAAAUAUUGGAGUACGAAGAAAUUGAUGAUCCACUACUCAUGUACCACAACUACGAUCAAAGAAAUGGAGAAAAUGAUGAAUUUGAGUUGGAUUUUGGUGCAGAAGAUCAGCCGAAUAUUACUACAGAUCAUGACGAAGAUAUCGAUGAUAUCAGUGAUUUGGCUGAUGAUCCACUUUAUGAUAGAGCAGAAAUCACUUUACGUGAAAGUAUGCUAGCCAUUUUAAGUAUGGCUUUAAAAUAUAAUUUACCGAAAACAUGUGUUGAAGGAAUGAUCGAAUUUGGACAACUACAUCGUUCAUCAAGUGAACGGCGGAAGGUUAAAAAUGGGUGAAAAAUCUUCAGUCCAAAUAUUCCCGUAUACUGAAACAAUAGAAUUAAGAACUUCAAAUCAAUGUAUUCAAUAUGCUGCCGACGCAACAGAUGAUGAUCCAAAUCAUGGUGUCAAAAGACAUGCGGCUUUUUCUAAGUUGAUGCCUAAUUUUGUGAGAGGAAUGGCCAUCGACAGAAUGCAUGCUGUAGAUGGCGGAGUAAUGAAAAAAUGGUUGACUCUGUGGUGUGAUUCGUCAUAUAAAGAUAAGCCCUUCUCAUUACAUAAUAAACUUGAUGAAAUUA
Messenger RNA from Chelonus insularis, 722 nucleotides. RefSeq lists its product as uncharacterized. The record is from RefSeq and is a predicted model, not a curated record. The transcript has 2 exons. The coding region runs from base 22 to 441 and encodes 139 amino acids. Lineage: Eukaryota; Metazoa; Arthropoda; Insecta; Hymenoptera; Braconidae.